AUGCUUACAGUUGAAACUCGACCCUUCUUCUGGCUCUCGAUCUUAAUUUCUAGGGAAAUGGCAAUGUUCAAGAAAUGGGGUGGCUCUGCCAGAGAAACAAUCCAUCUGGGUAAGGCUCAAAGUGUCAAGGAUGGUCCAAAGCCAAAGUGGCAACGGUUUUGGAGAAAAAUAAGUAGAGGCAAAAAGAAAAUAUUCAACAUGGCUCCUGUUACAUCGCAGGCUUCUUAUGAUCCAGAUGAAUACUCACAGAAUUUUGAUCAAGGAACAGAUUGGGAUGAGCCAGAAAUUCUUUCAAGGUCCUUUUCUGCUAGAUAUGCUGAUCCUUCAAGAAUUUUGCAGAAGAGUAGUACUUUUACAUAA
This is a messenger RNA of Dovyalis caffra, 360 nucleotides long. The record is from the annotation of a GenBank genome assembly. Lineage: Eukaryota; Viridiplantae; Streptophyta; Magnoliopsida; Malpighiales; Salicaceae.